Messenger RNA from Acanthaster planci (crown-of-thorns starfish), 2861 nucleotides. RefSeq names its product ribosomal RNA adenine dimethylase domain containing 1 (gene rrnad1). NCBI's taxonomy places the organism in Eukaryota, Metazoa, Echinodermata, Asteroidea, Valvatida, Acanthasteridae. The record is from RefSeq and is a predicted model, not a curated record.
AGAGGGCGCUCUCCGUUUGCCACAUGUCCGUACGUGAUCGAUACACACGAUUCACGAGAUCAGUGAUGUUCCUUCCUCGUCCUCCGUGAAAUAUGGCAGCAUCUUUAUCGUGUACGGAAAGCUCAGCAAGGCAGGUUGAGGAGUUGACCAGACAGCUUCACGUGCUAGUCUGCAAGUAUCGUUGGAUCACAGAAUCGUAUGUUGUGGAAUUCUUUCUGAAGGACCACUGGAGUCGUCUGCCUCCUUCCUGGCAGACAGCUCUUGCCUCUCUGACCCCACCCGACAUUGCAGAGUCCGUUCUUAUGAAUUCCCCACCCACCUCACAGAGGAGUGAGUCCUCAACUGUGUGGCCGCUGUCACUUCUGGCCUUCAGAGCCGCCACCCUUGCCUUGGCCCUCCGUCGCACCGCUGCCCAGCCGGCCAAGCUCCACCCCCAGAGUGGCAGGAACCCAGACUUGUCCCACUGCUACCGAGCGCACGUCAAACCCAAGAAGCAGCACGAGAUUGAACGAUUGGCCGCAGUCAUUAACACCAUGUGCGAGAAGGCCGCUUGCUGCCACAUCGUAGACGUUGGCUCGGGUCAGGGUCAUCUCUCCAGGCUCCUGUCCUUCGGUUAUGGUCACCGGGUCACUAGCAUCGAGGCGGUCGACUGCCAUGUGACCGGAGCCGCCAAGUUUGAUCAAGAGGUUAAGGCCUACUUUGAAAGGAAGGCCAGAGCCAGCGGAGUAGUCAAACCAGAGGGCAUUGCAUCACCCCACCACGUGGUGUGCACCGUCCACCCCUACAUCACAGUGGAAGAGUUCCUGUCGGUCAUAAGCGCCCGCACGCGAUCCAACCAGGAUGAUAGAGGGCCCCAUGCUGUUUCAAGGGAGGAUUGCCAGACAGGGAGACAGGCAUACACAAACAAAAGACUGAAGAUGGAUUCCGCAGAGAGUGGUAAUGUCAGAUCAGAUAAAUCAUCUUCCAGUACAGAUUUAUCAAUUGUUCAUGGGUGUACCAUCCCCAGUUCUUGCCAAGAUUGCUCUGCGACACAAGGGGAGACAAGCUGUCACCCAACUGGGAAACAUUCCCAGAGUGAGGCGUUUUUAGUGACAGGGCUGCACACAUGCGGUGAUCUGGGGCCGACGAUGCUGCGGACGUUUGCCGAGUGCCCCCCAGCGGUGGCCCUGGCUUCCGUGGCCUGCUGCUAUAUGAGGAUGUCUUUCUGCGACAAGUCUUGCGAAUGUCAUUACUCGCCCGUGACACUUCCUUCGCACAGCUGCGGAGAUGCAGCAAACCUUUCCUCUCCAAAUCAUCCUGGAAGUCCCAACCUAGACCAGUCAUGUUCUUCAGAGCCUCCAGCCAAAAGUUCAGGCAGCGACAAAGUCUCACGGCCCAAGGGCCUAAGUGCCUCAGAGUUGGACGUUCGGCUCCCUAUGAGCAAGCACGUCCAAUCUCUGUGUCACAAAGUGGGCUCAACUCUAAGCUUUGAACCCUUGGAGCUAGCCUGUCAUUUUAUUGAGGGUUACCGAGCAAGGUUAAAAGGUGAGUGCACCAAUAUUUCAUGUUUCUCUUUACAACAUAAUAAGACCGCACUGGCAACAAAAGACCGCACUGGCAACAAAAGACCACGAAUUGCCAACACUUUUUCAGUUGUCACCUCUGUAUCUGACCUGAAGGCUGAGCUGUCUCAUUCCACCCAUUUCUUGAAUCAAACGGGUCACAGUGGUUCUUUUUCUUCUCGCUCAUCCUCAGUCAGUGAUCCCAGCCUACUCACCCAGGGUUACCGGGCAGCCCUGGAGGUCCUGAUCCAAGAACAGUGCCCUGACCUCAACCGGAGCCAGGAGGGGGCACGGAGGAUCAGGAAGGGGGUCAGCAGCAUCAAGAGAGCCCACCAGAAGAGCUUCGAGGAGUAUGCCUCCAGCAUCCUCGGCAGGCUGGGCUUACAGAGCGACCCUGACAGGAUUCAUGCAGUCGGUGAGACUGUCCUACCCCGGUGGCACAACCUUCUGACCUACCACAGCCUACGCCAGCUGAUGGCCCCCGUUGUAGAGAGCCUGGUCCUGCUAGACAGAGCUUUAUUCCUCUUGGAUAAAGGUAUAGAGAGCAGUCUGGUGCCAAUCUUCGACCCACUACUGUCACCCAGGAAUUUGGUUCUGCUGGCUAUCAAGAAGACGAGGUGACAGACCCAGCUGCCACCAUUUUGGCCGUUUUUUUUUUAAAUUUUCGGUUUGAAUCUUGGAGUUGGGAGUCUCUCAGGCCUGUCAAUCAAGAUGGGACAGACUUUCUCCUUUUUGUCCUGGCCUUGUUCUUAGCAUCAAAAUACAUGGUUGACAACAUGGUAGGGAAACUUGGCUUCAGCACCCAGUAUAUUAAGCUUAUCAGGCAAAGUAGGGAAAACUAAAAACAUCCAUGAACAUAUACCACAGAGGCGCCACCUGCCACUUUGUAAAUUGCUUUUGUGAAAUACAAUUAGCCUGAUAACUUCCAUGUAAUCAUUCUAUAACAGCCGUAAACCGAUCUUAUGAUGUGGUAAAGUUAAUGUGCAAUUUUGGAAAAAUACAAUUCUUGUUAGACAAAUAGGGGCAAUGUCUCUCUAUUUUGGGGUUGCCUUAAUGUUAAAUUUAGGCUAUUCCUCAUGUAGUAAUAUUGCUUGGCUAAUUGGCUUUCACAUUGUCUGAACCCCCUCCCUUACCAAACAACUCAACAUGUUUCUGCCAAUGCACAAAUGCGUCAAGAUUAUAAGAUAUUAACACUUCUUUCUACUGCCAGAAUGUCAAAAAAGCUAGGGUGAAAAAUCAAUUUGAUCCCUCCUGCAAGGACCUGUAGUACGACCAUUUCCUCUGAGUAAAGAGAGCAAAUCGGCGAGUUAUGUGUAUAAA